CGUAAAUCGUAAUAAGACUUUAGUAGUUUUACUUUAGUAUUUGAUUGUCACCGGUGUGUUUGUGUCAUGUAUAUAUAAUAUAAUGGAUUUUUUCAACUCAAGUUUCCUUAGCAGUUUGUCUUAUGGGUGAAAAUAGUCUCUGUGAGACCAAAGAUGAUAGGCUAAGGGUAACAACAUUUUCAAGCAAGUAUGGCAACUUUGUUUUCACCAGUGCUUCAUCUUCCACUGUGGAAUGAAAUGGAGAAGUGUAUAGAUAACUGUUCAGGGCAUGGGGAGUGCUACCAAGCAGUUUGUUUUUGUGAGGUCCAAUUUAGUGGAGGCAGCUGCACUGAUCCCAACCUCAGCUAUUAUAUUGCUUUUUCUGCAAUAUUCUACAUAAUUUGUGCGGUGUCUAUAGUUCAGUUGCUAGUUUGUAUUAAGUCGGAAUUUAGCCGAAUGAAGACCUCGUCUCUGGUCAAAGCCUGCAGAGUAACUACUCAGAAGGCCUUGUAUACGUUGAUUUGCAUUGCAACAGCUAUCAGAGGCUUUUACUUUUCCUCCCCGAACAACUCGGCUGUCCAAUGGACAUCUAGUUUGCUGAGUGCUUAUUACCCUCUUCUGCUGACUGGUUCCUCAUUGAUUGUUUGUUUUUGGGCUGAGGUUUUCCAUAUGAGAGAUUUGAGAUUAGACAAGCCACGUUUCCUUAGUAAGUCAUUCCUGGGCUUCAUAGCCUUUAAUGUCAUCACAUACUCCUUGCUGUGUGCUGAGCUUAUUUUGCUGCAGCUGGACAUCCAUGAUGAGUGUGAAAAGAUUUUCUUCACAAGUGUUUUUAAUGGGCUUUUUGCAUUUUUGAUGGUGGUGGUGGUGGUGUUUUUCCUUAUAUAUGGUGUUCAGAUGUACUUUAAAGUGCGUGGGGGGUUUGUGGAUGGGUCUUCUGCUUCACCUGACACAUCACAACUUAGCCAGUCCAGGCUUGGUCUGGUUUCUCAAGCAGUUUUGCUGCUUAUUACUGUUGCAUUUAUUAUAUCUGAUGAGCUAGGAAGUUUCUGGAAAGACAAGGUCCCUGUACUUAGUCGCAACUUCCAUGAUGUGAUGUUCAGGGUUGUAGAAUCAGGAGUAGCUUUGUGGUUUCCUUGUGUGUUGUGGAACUGUGUAAGGCCAGAAGAACUAUGGAUCUUAAACCCACAGAAUAUCUUAAAGAAGUUGGAGUCUCCGAAGAUCAACAGUGAUACACUAGUCUCUUCAAACAGAUCAAGCAUUGUAAAAAUAGAUACAAAAAUUGGAGCUGUGGAAUGCUGGAUCUGUUAUGAUACUGAGAGACAAGAUGCUGGGCCACUUAUCCAACCUUGUGAGUGUAAAGGUGAUGUAGCAGCUGUUCAUCAUGAUUGUUUGAAAAAAUGGCUUGUCGAGUCUUCAGAAAAGUCAAACAACAACAUAUGUAAAGUUUGUAAUACUGAGUACAAGUUAGAGCAAGGGUCAGUGUGGCUGCCUAAAGGACUUACCACUGGACAGUGGCUACAGACAUUUACCAAAGCUUCCUUAAUGGGAAGUUCAAUAGGUGGAGCUUGCGUUAUUGUUAAAACAUACGAUAAUGUGGCUAUACGUACAGCAGCUGUUGGUAGUGCCCUGCUGAUUGUCUUGAUUUGUGUGAGGCUUUUAGGUUUUCACGUACUGACGGCCUAUCAAAGAGCCAAGUUCAUAUCUGUCAACAUCUUGGGAAAGAACUUGAUGGAAAACAGACCUUUGGGCACCCCUGUUGUCAGCCAACAGAAUUCUGAUCAAUAUCCUGGGGCUCAUUUGUCAAACCCUGUCCCUUAAAUUUUUUCCUGGAAUGCAAUCCUGUUGUGAUAAAGGUGAAGUAAGAAAACUAUAUUCUCUCAAGCCUCAGGAGCUUCCAGGCAACCUUUUUCACAUCUAGUCCCUCCAGUAGGGUUCUACCCUGUACCUGGUGGGGUCUUGGCAGCUCCCAGACCCUUUGUUUUUUAGGUACCUCCUAAUAUUAAUAUGGUACAUUCUGACUAAUUUCUAAUUGAAAAUCUUAGUCUAGUCAUUGUUAUAUAAUUCACAUUAAGCACAAUAAUUUUGUGUAAUUGUGUUUUUAAUUCCUUUCUUACGGGGGUUCUCUCAGAAGAGCACAUUUAUUUGGCAUUUAUCAGAUUCAAAAUAACUCUUCAUAGAGAGACAUUCAUUUGUACUUAUUUUACACUUUACUGUUUUUGUAUUUUCAAGGUGUAAAAAUCAUCUUGUAAUUAGUAAUUAAAGAAAUGUAAUAGUAAACUUAAGCAUGACUAUCUUUCUGAUUUAAUUAAGUAGAUAGUGGUACAUAUAGUGAAAAUGUAGUGUAUUGUAUCUCCAUUAAUGCCUGUGUCGUUCGUGAGCUUAAUACUUUUCUUUCAAGUUGUGUUCAGGUGAUUUCUAUGCUCACAUUUAUUUUUAGAUGGAAUAUAAAAGCCAUUUCUAACUGAUGUAAUGCCUUCUUUUUCUCUUUUCUUUUUUUUUUACCUUUUGCAUAUGUGAAACUGUUUUUGUUUGUAAAAAAAACAAUAAAAUGAAGUCAAUAUUAGUAAAGUGACUGUUUAUAGCUUAAGAUCAGAAACUCUGCUGAACAAGUUGUGGUAAUUAACUGCAGUCACAUUGUUUAGAUUUAUUCUAGAGUAGAAAAUUGUUUUAUUUUGUAAGUUAUUUAUAAUUAUUGCCAUAUUUACACAGAAUAUAUGCAAGUUUUUAGUAAUACUUAUGAAUGAAAGUGACACUAGAAAGGUAUGGUUUAUUUUGAAUAAACCUUUGAAUUUCAGAAAUAUGCUACUGAGUUAUAGCUCCAUUUAUUAUCCUUUUAAUUAAGAAACAAACUGUUGACAUGUAUAGCACUUAAUUGAAGUAGAUCAGUAAGACCAUGAAUAGUACAAACUACAAAAACAUAACACAUUCAAUUGGGUUAAUAUUUAUGUUCACGUAUCGGCAGUGUUUAUUCUUGAUAAUCUGAAAGUUUAAAGCUUGUCAACUAUUUGUAUGUUCUUGCCUAUUUUUUCAAAGACUCUCCAGUGUCUGCCAAAAAAAAA
This is a messenger RNA of Limulus polyphemus (Atlantic horseshoe crab), 3038 nucleotides long. RefSeq lists its product as uncharacterized. The coding region runs from base 190 to 1797 and encodes 535 amino acids. Gene Ontology annotation, molecular function: zinc ion binding. The transcript is spliced from 15 exons. The record is from RefSeq and is a predicted model, not a curated record. Lineage: Eukaryota; Metazoa; Arthropoda; Merostomata; Xiphosura; Limulidae.